Penaeus chinensis is the source of this 2253-nucleotide messenger RNA. RefSeq names its product translation initiation factor IF-2-like. NCBI's taxonomy places the organism in Eukaryota, Metazoa, Arthropoda, Malacostraca, Decapoda, Penaeidae. The record is from RefSeq and is a predicted model, not a curated record.
UGAAUCCCCGAGGCGAACCGCACGUGACGAUGGGCGGCUGGGCAGCUGUGCUUCUGCUGGCGAUGGUGGGCGGGGCGCUGGCUGCACCCCCCGCGCCCACGGCCACCAAGCGCUCGGCCGAGGACAUCCAGUUCGGCAACCAGCAGAAUCCGCCCGUCAGUCUGCUGGACGACAGCGCCCUCCCGGGGGCCUUCCCGUCCAGCGAGACCAGUGAAGAGGCCCGCCCGCCGAAGGAGCCUGCGGAGGCGCCCGAGGAGGCCGCGCCGAGGGAGCAGCCGGCGGAGGCGAAGGACGUGCCCCGCCGCGAGCCGAUGGAGCGAGACCUCCCGCCGGUGGCGCUGGCGAGCAGGUGGCCCUUCCAUGGGCCCAGGAGCGUCCGCCUCUACCGCCCACGGCAGUACUUGCCUGCCUGGAGCCUCCCCCUCUCGGCCGAGAGCUUUCUCUCCCGCCGCCGUCGCUCGGCCGCUGCCCCCCCUCACCCCCCCGCCGCGCACGCCGACCCGCGCAAGUCCCAGCAGGUAUCCUCCCGCGUCCUGGAGUUCGGGCACCGCCACAAGCGUGACCUCCGACCCCUGACCCGCCGGCCCCGUGACCUCGCCUCGAACGUGAACUUGGACAACCUUCUGCGAAACGUUGACGUGGUGGAGCUGCUCGGUCUGCUGUCUCGGGGGGGCGGCCAGGGAGGGCCGGUGGGCGCCGGACCAAUGGGCGCCGGGGCAUUGGGCGCCGGACCAAUGGGCGCCGGGGCAUUGGGCGCAGGGCCGCGGGGCAGGAGUCACCAGCAGGGCUUCGGCACCCUCUCCUACGCGCCCGUGUCCCCUGCGGCGCCCAAGUUCUCGCCGCAACCCCGCGUCUUCCCCGAGUACGAGGAGGACGAGGACGAAGACGCAGGAGAGGAGGCGAUGGGGCCAGGGGCUCGGGGGCAGCAGUGGUAUCCUGUAGUGCCAGCCGGAGGACGCGUCUGGCGGAGGUCCGGUGCCCUGGGGCUGUCUGCUGUGCCGGGCUUCAAGAGGUCGGCUUUCAGGGCCAACAACAUGCAGGCUCAGCGCGCUAGGAACCAAGAUGACGACCUGUACUCCUUGGCCGCAAUGUUGGGAGCCGAGCUCGACCCCGCCACCCACCGCAUCCAACGCGCCGCGAUGUAGACCUGAGGCCCCAAGGGAGGCGUCCUAGGGAUACUAAGGGACCCCUGGGUGUUGACGAGGUCCUCGGGGGAGGGGGGAUGGGAGGUGUCCCUAAAGGGUGACGAUAAUCUCCUGGGGGGCCGGAUAAGGAAGUGGAAGUUGGCCUUGGUCUCCAGGAGUUCGAGGAGCCGGGUGAAGGGGUAGGAAAGGGUCGGGGAAAAGGGUCCUUUUGUGCAAGCGAGGUGCUGGUGGACUAGCUAAGGCUUGGUCUGUAAUCAUAACCUAGAGGAAGAGAUAUGAUGAUGGUAAGGAAGUAGAAGAAAGAUAGACGGAAACAGAGGAAAAACGACCGUGAAUUUAAAUCGUUCUUAUGCUUGUCAUGUGAUGAUUUCGAUGAAUAUAUAUGAAGAUGAUGAAGAAUUAAAGGGAAAGUAGACAGGGAUUGAGGGAAAACGACCGUGAAUCUGGGAUCGUUCUCAUGCCCUUGAUACCCUCACCAACUCAGGGUGCCAGUCGCGUUCCAAACAACAUAAUGUAAUCCUUCUCCAAAAUACGCCCAUCCUGAUCCACGAGCCUUUUUUUCUCACGGUUUAGACAGUUAGUUAACACUUGCUCUGUGAAGCUAAGACCAUCUCUCAUUCAUGAUUUUUUCUUACUCGUGGAUUCUGCCACGUGGGUACUGACCCCCGGGCACGAAUGGGCAUGGAAAGAAUGGCCUGGGAAUCUCGACCCGCCCGCCCCAGGACCCUCAUGUUUGACCCCCCCCCCCACUCCAAGGACCACCGCAGCGCCCCGAGUCAGCCUCUAGGUCUCGUCCGCGCGCCUGGCCUAGCUUCGGUCCUUAAUAUUCCUAAAACAAGAAUAUUGAGAUCCUCGUUCAGUCAAUGUUAGAGAAAACAAACAAAAAAAGAUAAUAAUAAUAAAAUAACAAAAAAAAAAUCAGUAUUACCAAUGUAGGUCCUCCAACAGGCCGUUAGUUAGUGGCUAAUUACAACACAAAGUUUUCAAUAGCAUUAGUAGGUUACAAGUUAUAAUAUUCAUUCAUAACCUGCAAAUGUAUAACACGUAUUCAGAAGUUGCCUUUUACUGCGCAAGGUGAUAAAUAUUUCGUGUUUUAGCUGAGUGCUUC